GUUAUGCGAAGAACGGGUAUUUCGCUUAAAAGUAAAGGAGGGAUAAUGACAAGUUAUUGUAGGGUGACCUUAACAAAGCCAGAUCGAGGCUGGGCUUGGGUGGUACUAGGAGCCUCGUUUGGAGCUAUGGUUGUCAAUGGUUGUCUAGGACAGGGAAUUGGGGUUGUUCACCUCGCUCUACUUGAGAAUUUCAACGAGAACAACAUGCGCACUUCACUGGCUGGCUCCUUGUUCGCGGCGACGCAGUCAUGCGGAGGUGUGUUUGCUGGCCUUGUCCUCAAGAAGUACAGUUGCCGAGUAGCAACCAUAGCAGGGUCAUUGGUAAUGACCGCGGGGUUCGUUUGCUGUGCCUUUCUGGAUUCUCUAGACUUAGUCAUACUGUUUUACGGAGGAAUAGCGGGCAUCGGCGCAGGUUUGACUUAUACGACGGGCAUUGUCGUGAUUGGGUUCAACUUUGAGGAGAAGCUCAACCUGGCGAGUGGGGUAGCUCUGUCUGGAGUAGGCAUGGGAGUGCUGGGACUCUCGCCGGUCAUUCAGGAAAUGAGGGAAAUAUUUGGAAACAAGGGUUUCUUUUUCAUCCUGGCUGGAAUUUCUGCCCAUAUUUGUAUAUUUGGAACAUUAUACUUCCCAUCACAAUUAGAGAAAAGCAAUAAAGCUACUAGAAUUCAGGAUAUGGAUUAUGUGACCAAUUCGGAUGAGAUUUGGACAACCAGUCGAGAUAAUGACGUAGCAUCCAGAUCUCCCCAAAGAGCAGAUGGCAGAACAGCUCGUCAUAAUCGGGAAAAUCAAUCCAUAACUAAAAUAUCUAGUGUAUUCAGAAAUACUCCAUUGGUCAUGUUAUGCUUUAGUCUUUUCUUUGCCCAGUUUGGAAUGUUCAUAAUGUUUAUCAAUUUGCCGAACUAUGCAGUCCUGACAGGUGCUGCGCCCCUCCAAGGCGCGUUCCUUAUCUCCGUGUCUGGUAUAUGUUCAAUGACGGCGAGAAUUCUCACUGGUCUGGCAACAAGUGGGAACGAGGUGGACGUCGCACUGAUGCUGUUCGGAACAGUCUCAGUGAUGGGUAUAUCAACUAUUUGUUUCCCCCUCUACGGACACUAUUACGAGGGACAAGUCCUGUAUGCUGUAUUUUUGGGUUUAUACAGUGGGAGUUGCUUCCAGUUGUUGAAUGGACUGAGUUUACGACUGGUUGGGCUGCGACAUCUGGAUACGGCGGUGAGCAUUGAGAUGUUUGCCGUUGGUCUAGGUAUAUUAUCUGGUCCUCCAUGUGCAGGACUGUUUCUCGACAAUGGUGGGACGUAUGACCAGUGUUUCAUUGUCACAGGUUUCAUCAUAUUAGGUGGAGCUUUGUUUACUAUGGCCAGUGAGUUUUUCCGAACAAGACGAGGAUCUUCUGAAACAUAACAGGAUACCGUAUAUAUAUAUAUAUAUAACUACAAGAUAUAAAGACAUCACCAAGUAUGAAUGGAUCAAUUAGAGUCAACAUCCGAGAAUGAGUCACCAACUAUAAAGGAGUCAUCACGAACAGUUGUGACAAUGACGCACCAACUAUAAAGGAGUCAUUACGAACAGUUGUGACAAUGACUCACAAACUAUAAAGGAGUCAUCACGAACAGUUGUGACAAUGACUCACAAACUAUAAAGGAAUCAACGCGAACAGUUGUGACAAUGACUCACAAACUAUGAAAGAGGCAACUCCAACAGGUCAAUGAUUGCCAAAUCAUGACGGUGACUUACGACACAUGGAGAUUUUUUUAAUUGACUCACAAACUAUAAAGGAAUCAACGCGAACAGUUGUGACAAUGACUCACAAACUAUAAAGGAAUCAACGCGAACAGUUGUGACAAUGACUCACAAACUAUAAAGGAAUCAACGCGAACAGUUGUGACAAUGACUCACAAACUAUGAAAGAGGCAACUCCAACAGGUCAAUGAUUGCCAAAUCAUGACGGUGACUUACGACACAUGAAGAUUUUUUUAAUUUGGACAAGCAUUUACAAAUCAUCUUGUUGUCAAUCCAAACCAUGACUUAUAAUGCCCGAAAACAUGACUCAAAAACCGUGAAUGUGUUAACUUGAAAAAUGCCUAACAGAGAUUCAGAGAUUUUUAUUAUCAAUCAGGCACAGUAUUGUAUGCAACAAGAGGUCAUCAUAAAGAACAAUAUUACAAUGAUAUGGUUGAACGUAAAGCACUCAUCUUACUAUACAAGCGUACAAUAAUAUAGUGGAAACUAUUACACUCCCCAUACAAUGAUAAACACAAUAUUACACUGUUCAUAGAACUACCAUACCUUGUUAUAAUAGACAAUAUAACGCACUGCUCCUACAAUGACACUCAUCAUACGUGAUAUACAGUAUUACGCUCAUUUUACAAUACUAUUACAAUGGUAUGAUACACAGCAUAUUCAGCCAUACCGUACGUUCACAGUGGUAUAGCAGGCGCACUGUUGCAUCCAUCUUACAGUACAAUCCUACAAUAAUAUUAUUACAGUAUCACACAUAUAUUACUCGUACUACAUGAUACAUGUAUUAUAGAUAGUAUACCACACCAUACAGUGCAAUCAUACCAUGGCAUAAUAGUGACUAUCAUACUCAUCAUGACAUAUAAUAGUACAAAGGUAUAAUAGACAGUAUUACAAUCCCAUCAUACAAUACUGUAACAGACAGAUACAAAUAAUAUACAAAUAACUUCAAUCAGGGAUAUAACAAACCAACCAUGAUCAACAAGCUGUUAACCACACUCAUUAUACAAUACAAUUAUGUUAGGUUUAACAAAAUGAUCAGUAAUU
Molecule: messenger RNA, 2781 nt
Organism: Mizuhopecten yessoensis (Yesso scallop)
Lineage: Eukaryota; Metazoa; Mollusca; Bivalvia; Pectinida; Pectinidae
Product: monocarboxylate transporter 12-like
Exons: 6
Coding region: 4-1398 (464 amino acids)
Biological process (GO): transmembrane transport; monocarboxylic acid transport
Molecular function (GO): monocarboxylic acid transmembrane transporter activity
Source: RefSeq, a predicted model, not a curated record